This is a messenger RNA of Ictidomys tridecemlineatus (thirteen-lined ground squirrel), 8675 nucleotides long. It is a transcript of the gene Cep250, whose product is annotated as centrosomal protein 250. The record is from RefSeq and is a predicted model, not a curated record. Gene Ontology annotation, cellular component: centriole; centrosome. Gene Ontology annotation, biological process: cilium assembly. Lineage: Eukaryota; Metazoa; Chordata; Mammalia; Rodentia; Sciuridae.
CGCGAGCCCGGAGGGCUCCCGCCCCCGGCCCGGCCUCUCGGCGGCUGCGGCCGCUCCUUUGCUGAGCAGCGCUCCAGGAAUCUGCCCGAGCUGAUCGCGGUGAGGUGGGGCUCAGGAGCAGGCGGGAGGUGCCCGGGUUAACGGUCCGAGGCCCUGGGACCGGCCCGCCUGGGGCGCCCGCGGGAAUCCCAUUUGGACAGCGGCCUCCCGUUUCCCAGGAGGACCCGAGGCCCAGAGACGGACUGGAACUUAUCCUAGGGCCCCUGGCCUGCCAGUCUCACCUUCCUGCUGCCGGCACCACUCUGGGUUCCAGUACGCGCAGAAAGAACUUCCAACCUUGGUAUCCAACCGCCGGCAACCCCGGGCUGUUUGGGUACGCACUGCGCUCUCCCGCCCUUCUCCCUGCGUCCCCGGGCUUUGCACGUGAUCUGUCCGAAAGCCCAGUCCCACCCACUGCCCUGGCGCGCGACCCUGGAACUCUGUUCUUCGGGACCCAACUCAAUAGCAGUUCUUUGAAGCCUUUCCCAGCCGUCUUCGGCAGGCGCAGCUAACCUCGCUUUGUGGCUUUUUGUGCAUUUUCACAAAUCGCUUUUUCUGCCUUUUCACACUUUGAGCUCGGUCUUUGGACGUUAUGUUUGCCUUUUUGGUCUCUGUAUUCAAGGAUCUUGCACAUGAUGAUGAGACCUGGAGGUGUGUUUUGUAUCUUCACAUUUUGCAUAUGAAGAAACUGAGGCACUCACGGAUGGAGUAAUAUUCCUGAGUCUCACAACUAAUAAUUGUGCUUUGGUCUCAGCUCAAGAAGAAGUAGAAGUGGUACAGAAAUGGUUAGAGAACCCUGCAGGGAGCAAACAGCCUCUGGAUGCAUAGGGACCUGUGGACUUGCUGUCUGAUGCCCCCAUGGAGACAGGAAGCACCAGGUUGAACGACAUGAAGCCCCAGUCUCUGCAGUUGGUGCUGGAGGAGCAAGUGCUGGCUCUUCAGCAGCAGAUGGCGGAGAACCAGGCAGUCUCCUGGCGGAAAUUGAAGAGCUUCCAGGAGGCACAGCAAAGGCAAGCUGCCCUUGUGAGGAAGCUGCAGGCCAAGGUUUUGCAGUACCGGAGCUGGUGCCAAGAACUGGAGAAGCGACUGGAAGACACUGGAGGGCUGAUUCCUCCGCCUUGGGAAAGUGUGGAAGAGCCAAACCUGGAACAGCUGCUAAUCCGAUUGGACGAGGAGCAACAGAGGUGUGAGAGUCUAGCAGAAGUGAAUACUCAGCUUCGACUACACGUGGAAAAAGCUGACGUGGUGAAUAAAGCCCUUCGGGAAGACAUGGAAAAAUUGACAGUGGACUGGAGUCGGGCCCGGGAUGAGCUAAUAAGGAAGGAGAGCCAGUGGCGGAUGGAGCAGGAGUUCUUCAAGGGCUAUCUGAAGGGGGAACAUGGUCGCCUUCUCAAUCUAUGGCGGGAGGUAGUGACCUUCCGACGCCACUUCCUGGAAAUGAAGUCAGCAACUGACAGAGAUCUGACAGAGCUAAAGGCUGAACACGCGAGGCUUUCAGGGUCCCUGCUGACCUGUUGUCUGCGCUUGACCGUGGGAACACAGUCUCGGGAAUCCAGUGGAUCUGGAAGAGCGGACAGGAGUGAGCCACCCCAGUUGCUGCUCCUACUAGCCAAGACUCAGGAGCUAGAGAAGGAAGCCCAUGAGAAGAGCCAGGAGUUAAUACAACUCAAGAGCCAAGGGGAUCUGGAGAAAGCUGAACUUCAGGAUCGAGUGACGGAGCUCUCUGCUUUGCUGGCCCAUUCUCAGAAGCAAAAUGAAGAGUAUGAAAAAAUGCUAAAGGCUCUGAGAGAGACAAUGGAGAUCCUGGAGUCAAAUCACACAGAAUUAAUGGAACAUGAGGCAUCUCUUAGUAGGAAUGCCCAAGAGGAGAAGUUGUCUUUACAGCUGGUGAUCAAGGAGAUAACACAGGCCUUGGUGGAAGAAGGGGACAACACUGGCCAAGGCUCUGGUCAUGAGAGCUCCUUGAAAUUGGACUCUAGUGGCUUCUCCUCCCACUUUGAUUCCCAGCAUCCAGACAAAGCUCUUACUCUGGUGCGUUCAGUGCUGACUCAGAAACACCAGGCUGUACAGGACCUAAGGCAGCAGCUUUCAGGCUGCCAGGAAGCAAUGAGCUUCUUGAAGCAGCAACAUGAUCAGUGGGAGGAAGAGGGCAAAGCCCUGAGGCAGCGGCUGCAGAAGCUCUCUGGGGAGCGGGAUGCUCUGGCAGGGCAGACUGUGGGCCUCCAGGGCGAGGUGGACACUCUCAGCAAGGAGCGAGAGCUCCUGCAGAAGGCCAGGGAAGAGCUGCAGCAGCAACUAGAGGUGCUGGAACAGGAAGCAUGGCGGCUCCGAAGGGCAAAUAUGGAGCUGCAGCUGCAGGGUGACUCUGCCCAGGGGGAGAAGGAGGAGCAGCAGGAAGAGUUGCACCUGGCUGUUCGGGAGAGGGAGCGUCUUCAGGAAACACUGGUGGGCUUAGAAGCCAAGCAAUCAGAAUCACUCAGUGAGCUAAUCACACUUCGGGAAGCUUUGGAGUCAAGUCGCCUGGAGGGGGAGUUACUGAAGCAAGAGCAAGUGGAAAUGUCAGCAGCACUGGCCAGGGCAGAACAAUCCAUUGCAGAGCUUUCAAGUUCUGAGAACAGCUUGAAGGCAGAGGUUGCCGAUCUUCGGGCUGCAACUGUCAAGCUCAGUGCCUUAAAUGAGGCUUUGGCCUUAGAUAAAGUUGGACUGAACCAACAGCUUCUCCAGUUGGAGCAUGACAACCAGUCUGUGUGCAGCAGAGUAGAGUUGGCAGAGCAGGCGAGAAGUGCUUUGCAGGUGGACCUGGCAGAGGUAGAGAGGAGCAAGGAAGCACUGUGGGAAAAGAAAACUCACCUGGAGGCUCAGCUGCAGAAAGCUACAGAGACUGGAGCUGAGCUGCAGGCAGAGCUCAGGAGCAUCCAAGAAGAAAAGGAAGAAAUUAAAGAGAAAUUAAAUGAGGCACUUUACCAGCAGGAGGCAGCUACAGUUCAGCUUGAACAGCUGCAUCAGGAAGCAAAGCGACAGGAGGAAAUCCUUUCCAGGGCAGUCCAGGAGAAAGAGUCUCUAGUAAGAGAGAAGGCUGCUCUAGAGGUGCGGCUGCAGGCUGUGGAGAGAGACCGCCAGGACCUUGUUGAACAACUUAUGGGGCUUAGCUCGGCCAAGGAACAGCUGGAGAACAAUCUGUUUGAGGCCCAACAACAAAAUUCUGUUAUAGAGGUCACCAAGGGACAGCUAGAGGUCCAGAUUCAAACUGUCACUCAAGCCAAGGAAGUAGUCCAAGGGGAAGUGAGGUGCUUGAAGCUAGAACUGGAAACUGAACGGAGCCAAGCAGAGCAGGAGCGGGAGAGAGCAGCCAGAAAGUUGGCCCAGGCUGAGCAAGAUGGGCAGAUGGCCCUGGAGCAGCAGAAGGUGGCCCAUGAGGAGGAGGUCAAACAGCUUCAGGAGAAAUGGGAGAAAGAGCACUUCCGGCUUCAGAAGGAGCUGAAUAAGGCCCUGGAGAGCCUAGAGAGAGAAAGAAUGGAGCUGGAAAUAAGGCUGAGGGAGAAACAAACAGAAACUGAAGCCAUCCAGGCACAGAGGGAAGAGGAACGGACCCAAGCAGAGAGUGCCCUCUGCCAGAUGCAGCUGGAAACAGAGAAGGAGAGAGUGUCCCUCCUUGAGACACUGCUACGGACCCAGAAGGAGCUGGCAGAUGCCAGCCAACAACUGGAACGGCUGAGGCAGGACAUGAAGGUUCAGCAGUUAAGAGAGCAGGAGACCACUGGGAUGCUGCAGACCCAGCUCCGCGAGGCUCAGUCGGAGCUGAAGGAGGCAGCACAGCAACACAGAGAUGACCUUGCUGCUCUCCAGGAGGAGGGUAGCACCCUGCUGCAGGACAAACUAGAUCUACAGAAGCAGGUGGAGGACUUGAGGUCUCAGCUGGUGGCCCAGGGUGACUCCCACAGACUAGAGGAGCAGGAGGUUCAGGAGAAGCUGAGAGAAGCCCAGGAGAGUAGCCGAAUUCAGAAGGAACUGGAGAGGGAGAAAGCCAGCCUGACUCUGUCACUGGUGGAAAAGGAACAAAAACUCCUUGUUUUACAAGAAGCUGACUCUGUUCGACAGCAAGAGCUGAACUCCCUGCACCGUGACAUGCAAGAGGCUCAAGAAAGGCAAAAGGAACUCAGUGCUCAGGUGGAAUUACUGAGGCAGGAGGUGAAGGAAAAGGAGGCUGAUUUUGUGGCUCAGGAAGCACAACUGCUGGAGGAGCUGGAGGCCUCUCGGAUCACAGAGCAACAGCUGCGAGCUUCCUUGUGGGCCCAAGAAGCCAAGGCUGACGAACUUCAGCUGCAACUGCGUAACACAGAAAGCCAGUUGGAGGUGCUGGCUGCUGAGCAGCAGCCUGGGAACCAUGCCCAGGCCCAGCUGGCCAGCCUCUACUCUGUUCUGCAGAAGGCUCUGGGGUCUCUAUGUGAGAACAGGCCAGAGCUGAAGGGUGGGGGAGACUCUGCUCCCACCCUGUGGGGCCCAGAACCAGGCCAAAAUGGAGCCAGGAGCCUUUUUAAGAGAGGGUCCCUCCUGACUGCUCUUUCGGCUGAGGCUGUAGAAUCUGCUCUCCACAAGCUUCACCAAGACCUGUGGAAAACUCAGCAGGCCCGGGAUGACCUGAGAGAUCAGGCCCAGAAGCUGACACAGAGUCUAAUUGAUGUUGAGGUGGAGAAGAGCCAGAUCCACUCCAAGUUUCAGGACCUUCAGAGACAGCUCUCCCAGAGCCAGGAAGAGAAAUUCAAGUGGGAAGGAAAACACAGCACCCUAGAAUCUGAGCUGAGGGAGCUGCAUGAAACUGUGGCAUCCUUACAGAGUCGCCUCCGGCAAGCAGAGCUACAGAGAAUGGAAGCCCAGAGUGAGCGAGAGUUACUUCAGGCAGCCAAAGAGAACUUAACAACCCAGGUUGAACAUCUGCAAGCAUGUGUCACAGAAGCCAGGGCUCAGGCAAGUGCUGCUGGGGUCCUAGAAGAAGACCUAAGAACGGCUCGCUCUGCACUGAAACUGAAAAACGAAGAGGUGGAGAGUGAGCGGGAGAGAGCCCAGGCUCUACAAGAGCAGGGCGAGCUGAAGUUGGCCCAAGGGAAGGCUUUGCAGGAGAAUUUGGCUCUGCUGGCCCAGACUCUAUCUGAAAGAGAAGGAGAGGUAGAGACUUUGCAGGGAGAAAUCCAGGAACUGGAGAAGCAGCGGGAAAUGCAGAAGGCAGCUCUAGAACUGCUGUCUCUGGACCUGAAGAAGAGGAACCAAGAGGUGGAUCUGCAACAAGAACAGAUUCAGGAGCUGGAGAAGUGUAGGUCUGUCUUAGAGCACCUGCCCAUGGCUGUCCAGGAGCGAGAACAGAAGCUGACUGUGCAGAGGGAGCAAAUCAAAGAGCUCGAGAAGGAUCGGGAGACUCAGAGGAACAUUUUGGAGCAUCAACUUCUGGAACUUGAGAAGAAAUCCCAAGUGAUUGAGUCCCAGAGAGGACAGAUUCAGGAUCUGAAAAAGCAGUUGAUGACUCUGGAAUGCCUGGCUCUGGAGCUAGAAGAAAGUCAUCACAAAGUGGAGGGCCAGCAGAAGGUGAUUGAGGAACUGGAGGGCCAGAGAGAAACACAGAGGGUGGCUCUGACCCACCUGACUCUGGACCUGGAAGAAAGAAGUCAGGAGCUGCAGGCACAAAGUAGUCAGAUACAGGAGCUGGAGAGCCACAGCACCUUUCUGGCAAGAGAGCUACAGGAAAGGGACGAGGAAGUGAAGUCCCAGCACCAACAAAUAGAAGAGCUGCAAAGGCAGAAAGAGCAUCUCACUCAGGACCUUGAGAAAAGGGACCAGGAGCUGGUGUUGCAGAAGGAGAGAAUUCAGGUUCUGGAAGACCAGAGGAUGCUGCAGACCAAGAUCCUAGAGGAGGACCUGGAACAGAUCAAGCUGUCCUUGAGAGAGCGUGGCCAGGAGCUGGCCUCCCAGAGGCAGCUGAUGCAGGAGCGGGCAGAGGAGGGGAAGAGCCCUAGUAAAGCACAGCGUGGGAGCCUGGAGCACAUGAAGCUGAUCCUGCGUGAUAAGGAGAAGGAGGUGGAAUGCCAGCUGGAGCAUAUCCAGGAACUUCAGGAGCAUAAGGACCAGCUGGAGCAGCAGCUCCAGGGCCUGCACAGGAAGGUGGGUGACACCAGCCUGCUCCUGACCCAGCGAGAGCAGGAGAUAGUAAUCCUGCAGCAGCACCUUCAGGAAACCAAGGAACAAGGGGAGCUGAAAGAGCAGGCACUUCAGGGUCAGCUGGAAGAGGUCCAAAGAGCCCUGGCCCAAAGGGACCAAGAUCUCGAGGCCCUGCGGCAAGAUCAGCGGCAGGCUCUGGCCCAGGAGGAGGAGAAGGCAAGUGCCCUCCAGGCUGCUCUGGAGCAGGCCCAUGUGACGCUGAAGAAGUGCCAAGGAGAGCUGGAGGAGCACAGGGAGCAGGUGAGAAGGCUCCAGGAAGAGCUGGCAAUGGAGGGACGGCAGGUUCAGGCACUGGAGGAGGUUUUAGGAGACCUGAGGGCCGAGUCUCUGGAGCAGGAGAAGGCUCUGCUGGCCCUUCAGCAACAAUGUGCUGAGCAGGCACAGGAGCACGAGGCAGAGGCCAGAGCUCUGCAAGACAGUUGGCUGCAGGCAGAGGCCACACUCAAGGAGCGAGACCAGGAGCUGGAGGCUCUGCUGGCAGAAAGCCAGUCUUCCAGGGAUCAGGAAGCCGCUGCACUGGGCCAGGCAGAGGCUCUGCAGGAGGCCCUGAGCAAGGCCCAGGCUGCCCUGAAGGAAAAAGAACAGCAUCUCCUUGAGCAGGCAGAAUUGAGCCGUGGUCUGGAGGCCAGCACUGCCACUUUGCAAGCUGCACUGGGCACCUGUCAGACACAUGCCCAGCAGCUGGAAAAGGCCCUGAGGAUGCGAGAAGGCGAGAUUCAAGACCAGGAUCUUCGACACCAGGAGGAUGUGAAGCAACUUCAGCAGGCACUUGCCCAGAGGGAUGAAGAGCUAAGGCAGCAGAAGGAACAGGGGCAGCUGUUGGAGAAGUCUUUGGCACAAAGCAAUCGAGAGAAUAGGAUCCAAGAGAAGCAGAGUCUUGGGCAAGAAGAAGAGAUGUGGAGCCUGCGUGAGAAUCUAAAAGAACUAAAGCUGAUUCUAGCCCAAAAGGAAGAGGAGAUUCAGGAACUGAGAGAAGCCCAGCAAAGGAUGAAUCUGGAGGCCUCUCCCCACCUCCACAAAGCCUCCUCAGUGGAAGAGCCAUCUCCAAAAUUGAAUUCUUUAGCACCUGUGCUGCAGCAGGACUUGGAGCGACUACAGAUGGUCCUGAGGCAGACAGAAGCCAGGGAGAUUGAGUGGAGGGAGAAGGCCCGGGACUUGGCGAUGUCCCUGGCCCAGAGCAAGGCCAGUGUCAACAGUCUGCAGGAGGUAGCCAUGUUUCUACAAGCCUCUGUUCUGGAGCGGGAAUCACAACAGCAGAGAUUGCAAGCAGAGCUGGACCUUACCAGACAGGCUCUGGAGGAGGAGCGACUACACAGCCCACACUCAACCAGCAGAGUGGAGCAGGAGCCCAGAGCAGAGCAGAGGGAACAGCCCGGAGAGGCCUCAGGAAUGGAGGCUGAGCCUAAUUCUGGAAUGGAGCAGCAACAGUCGUGGAGACAAAGGCUUGAAAACCUUCAGCAAGCAGUGGCCCGACUGGAAAUUGAUCGGAGCAGGCUGCAGUGCCACAACAUCCAGCUGCGGACCACCUUGGAGCAGGUGGAGCGAGAACGGAGGAAGCUGAAAAGGGAUUCCAUGCGCACAUCUCGGGCAGAGGCCCCAGAGAUCAGUGAUGCCGCAGCCUCAUCACCCACACAGAAGGAUGGAAGAAGAGGACAGAGCGGUUCCUCAGAUGCCAAGUAUAUAGCUGACCUGCAGAAAGAGGUGGCCGUGCUACGAGCCCAGCUGGCUUUGGAACGGAAGCAGAGGCAGGACUACAUCGCCCGCUCUGUGCAGACCAGCCGUGAGCUAGCAGGUCUACACCACAGUUUGUCCCACUCUCUUCUUGCUGUGGCACAGGCCCCUGAAGCUACUGUCCUAGAGGCUGAGACCCGCAAGCUGGAUGAGUCUCUGACCCAAAGUCUGACAUCUCCAGGGCCAGUCCUGCUAAACCCCAGCCCCAGCACUACCCACACCACCCCCAGGUAGCAGCCACAGCUAGAGCAGGAUACAGGCCAGCUUGAUGGCAUAUGGACAGAUGACCAUAGUGGCUAUAGGUUUGCCAAAGGAAAGAUCUGCUCUGUUAUCCAGCCUGGCUGUCCCAGAUUACCUGGCAUUCCCAGGAAGAAAAUAGAGAACCAAAAGGCUGGAGAGGGCCCCAGCUUACGUGGGAAUGAGGCAGAUCACAUUUGCCUGAUAACUUAGACUCACCCAAGGAGUGCCUUGUCCUGGCCAAGGGGCAGCUACUGGCUUACAGCCAGAAGAAACCAGAAUAGCCCACACUAGGUCUUCAACAAUGAUGACAGUGUGUGGGUGUUCUUGUCCAUGUUGUGAGCAUUCUGUGCAUUAACUUCAGGGAGGUUUUGUUUCCCUAUUGUCUGCAAUUUAUUUUCCCAACACCUCACCUCCUCUCUUGCCUUUCCCUUCAACAAUAAAACUAGGCUCUGCAUUAG